UCUUAUCGCAUGCUGUAAUCGGAUAUUGUCAAGUUGCGACUAUUCAAUGUUCUGACAUGGCGUCGGAAGGGUGAUUUUGCUUAAAGUCAGUGCUAAGACUAUUGAAAGCAAAGCGAGUCAUACAGGACAUGGAAUGGGGAUUCGUCUUCCAUUGAGGUUCAAUUAUACUCGUCCGGCUCAUUGCUUUACUGCUGCUCGAUAAGACCAGAAAAAAAAAAAAUUCCCGGGCUCCGUCACUGGCAACGCCGUGUGCAUCGCCGCCCAGCAUGUUCAUCCUUACUACUGUGUCCGAUCUGAUCCAGAUCUCCCCCGAGGAUUUCUCCAAGUACAGCGCUGUGGCCCUCGAAGAUAAUAUCAACGAGAAGUACGCCAACAAAGUAAUUCAAAAGAUCGGCCUCUGCAUCGGGUUUUACGAUUUGCUUGAAUCCUCGGACGGUCUUAUCGGCCAUGGAACCGGGCUAGUCAAUGUAAAUGUCAAAUUCCGGCUUAUUGUCUUCCGUCCGUUCAAGGGAGAGAUCAUGCUGGGAAAGAUAUCCAGCGCCACGGAGCACGGAAUCAAAAUCGGCGUAGAAUUCUUCAAUGACAUCCUCGUCCCGCCCGAUCUUCUCCUCGAUGGAGCCAGGUUCGACUACGCGGAUCAAGUCUGGAUCUGGGAAAACGAAGAUGGCUCGACCUUCUAUUUCGACGUCGGCGAGGUCGUCCGUUUCCGCGUGGAGAUGGAGGAGUGGCAUGAUCAAAUUCCCAAUGCCCCUGAUCUAGGCGAUGGCGCCGCCGUGAUCGAGCGGAAACCGCCAUAUUCAAUCAUUGGUUCGAUGCAAAUGGCUGGCUUGGGUCCAAUCUCUUGGUGGUGAUCAUCUUUUACGGUAAUUAUCAUAUCUCUGUUCUUUUCGUUCUUUUCUUCUUUCCUUUCUCGCCCAUGGGCAGAACUACUCUUCAUGUUAUGUUUCUGGCGUAUAUGAUUGUUUGACCACAAUGAUGGAUUUGGACAUCGGAUAGAACAGUUUCUUCCACCUGAGUUAUGCCCUGAAGGUGUUGGCUACGGUUUCUUUCGCUUUAUAUACCAGGAGCUGCCUCAACGUAGGGAUUUAAAGGGCUGGCUGCGG
Messenger RNA from Aspergillus saccharolyticus JOP 1030-1, 1103 nucleotides. RefSeq names its product DNA-directed RNA polymerase III subunit RPC25. Gene Ontology annotation, biological process: DNA-templated transcription; transcription initiation at RNA polymerase III promoter. The record is from RefSeq and is a predicted model, not a curated record. Bases 267 to 851 code for a protein of 194 amino acids. Lineage: Eukaryota; Fungi; Ascomycota; Eurotiomycetes; Eurotiales; Aspergillaceae. The transcript has 7 exons. Gene Ontology annotation, cellular component: RNA polymerase III complex.